AACAUGUCGCAACAGCCCCACACCAACUUUUUUUUAAGGCUUGAUGCUUAGCGCGCAUGUUCAAUCAAACUGCUGAUGGGAUGCAACCAGCUACACAGUUAAUUUUGUUUCAUAAAGAUACUCAGAGGUUAGAUACAUUUCGAGAGCUGCGUGCAACUGCUUAUGUGAAAGUUUGAAGUUGUUAAUGCAUAUAUAAACUAGUAUAGUAUUGAUAAGUGAUGAGGGUGGUUUGGUGCUUUUGCUGCUCCGCCCCUUCUCAUGAUAGUGAUGAUAAUAACAAGAGACACGAAGAGGUUAGAGAUAGUAACAAUGUUGAUGUGGUGAAUGCGAAUGAUGAUGGUGUAGCGAGUGCAACUGCAGUUGGUCCAUUUGGAGGGGGAGGAUUUGUGAGGGGUGCAGGAGGAACAAUGGGUGAGUGUGUACCGUAUGCUCAUGUAGAUUCAAAUUUGAGGGCCUUGGCAGGUCAAGCUGAAGGUUUUGGCAGAUUCUCUGUUGGUGGCUUGCAUGGAUCUCUCUACCAUGUCACUUCUUUAGCUGAUAGUGGCCCUGGAACCCUUCGUGAAGGCUGUAAACAGAAGGAACCUCUGUGGAUUGUUUUUGAAGUGUCAGGAACGAUUAAUCUUUUAUCUUAUUUGAGAGUUUCCUCAUACAAGACAAUUGAUGGACGUGGCCAUCGAAUAAAGCUGAUGGGCAAGGGCUUGCAGUUAAAAGAGUGUGAACAUAUUAUUAUAAACAAUUUAGAAUUUGAAGGUGGCCGAGGGCAUGACGUUGAUGGAAUUCAAAUAAAGCCAAAUUCACGGCAUAUAUGGAUAGAUCGCUGUAGCCUUUGUGAUUAUGAUGAUGGACUUAUUGAUAUCACACGCCAAAGUACUGAUAUUACUAUCUCAAGGUGUCACUUUUUCAAUCAUGACAAGACAAUGCUUAUUGGAGCAGACCCUACUCAUGUUGGUGAUCGAUGUAUUAGGGUUACAAUACAUCAUUGCUUUUUUGAUGGGACUGUUCAGCGACAUCCUCGCGUUAGGUUUGGAAUGGUCCAUCUUUAUAACAACUACACUAGGAAUUGGGGAAUCUAUGCUGUCUGUGCAAGUGUAGAAUCACAGAUAUUAUCCCAAUGCAAUAUAUAUGAAGCAGGGAAUAAAAAAGUAGCUUUCAAGUACUUGACUGAAAAGCCAGCAGAUAAAGAGGAACCAACAUCUGGUUGCUUACGUUCUGAGGGUGAUUUAUUUCUGAAUGGUGCCCAGCUUGAGCAAAAAGAUCCAGAAAAGGUAUUCAAAGCACAUGAAUUCUAUCCAACAUGGACAAUGGAAUCAGCUAACACUGCUUUAAGGGAAGUGGUUCAAUUAUGUUCUGGUUGGAAGAGUAUCCAGAGGCCACUUGAUUUAGGCAUCAUACAUUAACUUCUGGUAGUGUUAAUUGCAAGCUUCUGCACGCUGGCUAGUAUUGCAAAUUGCUAUAUGUACACUUUUCCUUACCCAUGAAGCAAAUCUUACAACAUACAAUCACAUUUUCUCUUUUCCUAAUUCUAAAGAAAAAUCUUCUAUAAGAUAUUUAUAUUAACAAGUGGUGUAGAAUUUGCCUUGCCAUAACGGGUGUUUGUAAAUAUAAUAUGCAAUGGGUUAUGCAAUGUAUUUUUUACAAGACCUUGUCCAUUUCCCAAAAAUAUUAGUCUCUGAAUUACAUGUAGUAUUGUGGCAUGUGAAUUACAUAAAUUCAAUGUAAAUUACUUAAACAAAAACAAAUGAAAUAUGUUCCUCCUCCUU
Messenger RNA from Cryptomeria japonica (Japanese cedar), 1760 nucleotides. Its product is annotated as putative pectate lyase 21. The transcript is spliced from 5 exons. Lineage: Eukaryota; Viridiplantae; Streptophyta; Pinopsida; Cupressales; Cupressaceae. The record is from RefSeq and is a predicted model, not a curated record. Gene Ontology annotation, molecular function: pectate lyase activity. Bases 219 to 1397 code for a protein of 392 amino acids.